This is a messenger RNA of Oppia nitens, 1888 nucleotides long. Its product is annotated as putative leucine-rich repeat-containing protein DDB_G0290503. Bases 148 to 1761 code for a protein of 537 amino acids. The transcript has a single exon. Gene Ontology annotation, molecular function: protein binding. The record is from RefSeq and is a predicted model, not a curated record. NCBI's taxonomy places the organism in Eukaryota, Metazoa, Arthropoda, Arachnida, Sarcoptiformes, Oppiidae.
AAAUAUAAGUUUUAAUUGAAUUUAAAAUACUGUCACUUGAUUUGCCCUUUAAAAUCCAUUGACACUAAGUUUAGAGUAUAUAAUAGGUUUACUGUCCUCAAGUUGAUUGGCUUUGAGUUUUUGUGGUAUAUUAUUGAUUAUAAACCAAUGGACAAAACGAAAGACGACGAGAAGGUGUUUGCGACGACUAAAUCGCAGUUCAGUAACGACGAGUUGGAAGUGGUUGUUGAGUCGAUAGAUAAUGAAAUGACGUCAAAGGAGAAGCAGUUGAUGGAAGAGUUGGUAAUAAUACAAGAUUGUCAACAAAUGGCCAAAUCUUUUAGACAAACAUUUGUGGAUUGUAUUGUCGAUAGUAAGUUGAAUGAUAUGGAGUCAAGUUUCGAGAAGAAAAAUAAACAAUUGAAUGAAGUUAUGGCUAAUAAUGAAGAGCUCAAGAGUAAGUUUCAGUUGUUGACAACAACUACCGAUCAGAUGAAUCAAAUGAUUGAUACGAUGGACGCGGAGUUACAAGGAUUCAGAGAUAACAACAUUGAUAUCAAUGUUUAUCAACAGCUUAUUGAAAAUCAUCAAAAAGAAACAAAUGAAUUAAACAAUAAGUUGACAUAUUUUAGCAAUGAAUUGGAUUCAAUGACCAAAAAGUAUGAAAUGGCCACUCAUAAGACGGAACAGAUUAUGGCAAACAAUCAACAAUUGGUGGCAAAGAUUACAGAACAACACUAUAAACUACAAGAAUCUAAAUCAAGGGGUCAAUCGAUAGACAAAUUGAUAAAAGAUUUGGAAAAAGAAAUGGAAGAAUAUUCGGUAUUCAAUGAAACAAAACUUAAAGAAUUGAACACAAAUUUGGAAGAAAAGGUCAAUAAGUUAACAGCAAUUAUCACCGAAAAUCAAGAAUUAAAUACUAAAGUAAUGGAAUUGAAUGCAACUAAUGAACAAAUGAAAGACAUAAAUGAAGUGUUAAAUAAAAAAUUGAAUGAAGAAAAAGAAAAGUUGAUUAACACAGACAAAGAAUGUGAACAACUAAAAGACAAUCUCCAGAAAGUUAAUGAUAAGUUAGUCGCCGCUAAUGACACCAUUGAGUCGAUGAAUGAUAAGAUUCGUGUAUUAACCAAUAGAGCAAAAGUUAUUAAUACUAAAUAUAAUUGGAAAUGUAAUGAAAUGGAUCAGAUUAAGACUACUAACGAACAAUUGAUGUAUCAAAUACAUGAACAAGAAGUUAAAUGGCGAGAAGAUACUGAUCAGCUUAUAACUGAUAACAAACAAUUGAUGGAUAAGAUUAGUGAACAACAAAUUCAAUUGCAAGAGAUUGUAUCACUAAAAGCCCAAUUAAAUCAAUUGUCGAAUAAUAGUAAUAAAAAUCGUCCAAAAAAUUAUUUAACCAAAGAAAGUAGAAAAUUGGUAAAACUGGACACAAAUCUGAACGAAAUAAAUACAGAAAAGAAGAGUAAGUUAGCUGUUGUUGUGUUUGAAAAUGAAAAACAAAAGUCUAAAGUAUCGGAAUCCAUAUCAAUGAAUGUUUUGACUGACAAAAAGAUAACAAUUAAAGUGCUAUACAAUGGUAAACGUUAUCUAAUCAAAUCAUACGACACUGAAUUAGUUUUGUCAUUAAAGCGUUGUAUUGGGAACCGGGAAGGUAUAGAAGCCACAGAUGUAUCCGUCUAUUUUCAAAAUAAACUGCUGACCGAGGAGUAUGAUUGUCUCACAUUAACCGAUUGUAAUAUAAUAGACGGUUCACUAAUUUGGUCGGCCCGUACAUGUAAUUAAAUUUGUAUUUAAUAGCAAUUAAGCAAUUUCUCUUUUAAUUGAUUAUAAAUUUUUUUAUUAUACCUUUAUUUAAAUACAGUAUUUUAAAUAGAUAUAUCAUUUUGAAUAAAUUUAAAAACAAAUUAAU